Messenger RNA from Diaporthe citri, 927 nucleotides. RefSeq lists its product as uncharacterized. Gene Ontology annotation, molecular function: lyase activity. The coding region runs from base 1 to 927 and encodes 308 amino acids. NCBI's taxonomy places the organism in Eukaryota, Fungi, Ascomycota, Sordariomycetes, Diaporthales, Diaporthaceae. The record is from RefSeq and is a predicted model, not a curated record. The transcript is spliced from 3 exons.
AUGGCAACCAAGACCCUGGCGACAUGGGCACUUGCUCUUCAAUACAACAACAUCCCGUCAAAUUUUCAUGACAUUGCUGCCAAGAGCAUCUACAAUUGGGCAGGAUGCGCAAUCGGCGGGUGGCUUCAGCCAGCACCAGGCCUGGCCCACAGCGCAAUCGCGCCAUUUGUCUCGGACAACGGCAAUUCGACCAUCCUCGGCACCGGUGUCGUCGUCGACGCGCAGACGGCUGCGCUGAUCAAUGGCAUUGCGUCCCAUGCUGACGACUACGAUGAUACCCACCGAGACAAUCCAAUCCACCCGUCGGGGCCAGUGUUGUCUGCUCUUCUUGCGGUGGCGGAGUGGCAGGGUUCCGUUUCUGGGCCGGAGUUUCUGACGGCAUUUGUAGCUGGUGUGGAAGCAGAGUGCAAGUUGGGCAUUUCUGUUUACCCGGAACAUUACAAUGUAGGGUGCCACAUCGUUAGUACAGUUGGUUCUAUUGGCGCUGCUGUUGCAGUCAGCAAAUUACUUGAGCUCGAAGUUGAGGAGCUACAGAAAGCUAUUAGCAUUGCAUCUGUUCAAGUAACCGGCAUGCAUGACUUCUUCGGAACGGACACUAAGCCUUUCCACUUUCUGGACGAUGUCGCCCAAAACCCGACCGUUAUCGAGCUGCGGCGGAAAGUCCACGUCACCAGUGACGACACUGUCGAGGAGCAUGAGGCAUCUGUGUCUGCCACUUUCGCAGACGGUACAACACUAGAUGUACACGUCGAGCACACGAUUGGCAGUUACGAGAAUCCAUUUCCAGCCGAUCAAAUGAAGGCUAAAUUCCUGGACCAGGCUGGAACGGUAAUCGGAAGCACAAAAGCUGAAAAGGCAUGGGUGACAUUUUCAACCAUAGUCAUUGCGACCGAUGUCGCAGAGGCUGUCCGGCUGUCCAGGGUCUAA